Molecule: messenger RNA, 2428 nt
Organism: Chilo suppressalis (striped riceborer)
Lineage: Eukaryota; Metazoa; Arthropoda; Insecta; Lepidoptera; Crambidae
Source: the annotation of a GenBank genome assembly
AAUUUAUUAUUAUUUUGUUACUAGCAACUUUGACACAAAAUGUCCGACGCUGAUCUCGAAAAUGACGUCUCUGCGCUUUGCCGAAAGAAAAUAAAGAUUUCGCAAGAUAGUGAGAAUGGUGUAAGCAACGAUCAGUUAAAACUUAAAGACUUUAUACCAGAGAAAACUUUAAAUAACAAUACAAGCAAGAAAAUAGUUUGCAUUCAGGGUAAAUUUAAAGACAAAAGUGGCGUGGCGUUGAUCCUUUUUGAGAAAAAUGCUUUCAAAGACGAAGAUUUAAAUAAGAGCAACGGUGGCUAUUUUACUCAGGAUACAAAAUUGGUGACUUACUUUCAGAACGACAUUUACGGAAACUACGAGUGUUAUCCUCCUUCUUCAUUGAACGGUGUGAAAACCACAAUUAUAUAUCCAGCUACAGAGAAGCAUAUUGCAAAAUAUUCUGCACAGACUGUGCAUUUGAUUGCUGAGACUCCAGAGUUGUAUCAAAAAUUGACAUUACCCUUUAUUCAAAAAGAGCAAUUUCAUUUGCAGUGGGUGUACAACAUAUUAGAAGGCAAGAGUGAGCAGGAAAGAAUCAUUUACGAUAAUAAGUGUGAGAAGGGCGGGUUUGUGCUACUGCCUGAUUUGAAGUGGGAUGGUUUGACCAAAGAGACACUGUAUCUCCUGGCGAUUGUACAACAGAGAGGCAUUAAGUCACUCCGAGACUUGGAUGCGAGUCACCUCCCACUGCUAAAGAAGAUUCGUGACGAGGGAAAGAAAGUUAUCUUUGAGAAGUACGGUUUGCCAGGCAGUCAAUUACGUAUCUACUUUCAUUACCAGCCUUCUUUCUACCAUCUUCACAUACAUUUCACAUACCUGAGGCACGAAGCACCUGGUAUCUAUGCAGAGAAGGCACAUCUCCUCGAAUCGGUCAUUAGCAACCUCGAAAUGAUGGGAGAUUACUACAAAAAAGCUACGUUACCAUUCACUAUUAGAGAAAUGGACAAUAUUUUUAAUGUUUACGAAACGAAUGGACACUUGCAAAGGAUCAAGCCAAAUAUUGAGAAUAUUGAGCUAAUCGAUAAGUAACAUAUUUUUGUGAAACCCAAUAAGGUCCAAAUAUUUACUGUCUGGAUUUUAUUCUGAUAUUAAUUUAAUAAGUGAAAAUGUUGAUCAAAAGUAUUUUUAUGGAGUUGCGAACUAGAUUGCGCAGUUGCAACGUUUAUAUCACAACGGGAGUUGAUUUAAGCAAGAAUUGUAAUUUGAAAGUAAGCAUACAGUCAAGCUGCAUUGUGAUUAACUACUAUGAUGAUACCAAUAAAUUUAAAAGAAGUGAUAGCCUUUCUUCAAUAGAAAGCCUUUCUGAUUGUGAAUCUUAUUCAGAAGAAGAAACUGAUGAUUUUGCAGUAAUACCAAUAAAUGAAUACUGUGAAAUCAUACCAAAUUCACUGUCUUGUCUUAAAAUCAAUAAAAACACUAUUUCAUUUAGAAUUUUGACAGCACCCAAAGAUGGAGGCAACUUCUACAAAGAACUUCUGUCUUCCCCCAACACUCUACAGACCAAAGUUGGAAGUGAGUUGUUGAUUAACGUCAAAUCUGAUGUAGAAUUAAAUAUUGUGUGCAGCAAUUGUUCAAAUGUUAUAUCCAAUGGCAAAGUGAAGUUUAAUCGAAUACUAGAGUUGCCAUCGGAGAAUCUUGAUAUGUCAGAUUGGUUCUGUCAUGGACAUGGGCACAGCCAUGCUGAGAAUCAUGACCAUGAAAACAAUGCUCCAGUCAUUGAACUGAAACCAAAUAAAAAAGACUUUCUUUACCGACUCACGUUUUUCCUAGUAAACAAUUGUUCUUUAUCUGAUAAAACAAACAAGUUCAACUCUAAAAGAAAUUUGUACCACUGCAACAGAUGCCUAGCUUGGUUGGGUCUCAAGCACAAAGACAGCGUGAAAAUAUUCAAUUCUGAAGUAAAAAUUAAUAAUGGGAGUGCAGAAAACACUGUAUUUUCACAUAAACAACCCUCUGGAGAUCUGAUUACCGAUGACUUCAUUUAUACUAUAGAGAAAAUGGCUUUCGAAUUCAAUCUAGGCAUGCAGUACUCCGUUAUAUGUAAAAUUGUUCUGGAAUGUGCGAUUUCAGCGAAUAACAAACAGUACCUGUUGAUUUGGAUUAUGGAUAAGGAGCUUCAGGUUUUGAGGGACGUUGGCGAAUACAUUGAAAAGGAAAAGAUCAAAUUGCAGUCGAGCUUUCUAACAAAAAUUUUGUAUCGAGUUGAGUCUUCUCUGACCGGAGAAGUAGAAGCUUGGCUUUCCGACCCCGGCGUAGUUUCUACGGAUAUAUCGAAGAGUAUGUUCUGCCGCGGCGUCGAUCAUUUGCAGAAAAUGACACAAAAAGUGCCAGAAUGCUUCCGCAAUACAAAUGGUUAUUGUGUAAGUUACUUAAAAGUUUGAGAGGGAAA